UUAUACUGUCAUAUCGCUAGUGACGUCAUAUCUGUCAUCCCGCUAACAGAAGUGAACCAAUAGCGACGCAUAGCCGUCUCGUCAGCGGGAUAAAAACAACGACGUCUAACGGAAAAUGGGGAAUCACCGAUGUCGCGCUAUUCCGCUGUAAUAUGAGUACGAUCUCUGCAAAUGUUACCGCGGAGCAACACUGGGAGUACAUGUUUCGACGAGGAAGAUCGAGACCAACGUGAACGUUUUGUCCGGAGCAUCUUUGCAAUUGUAGACAAGAUGUAAGGUUACCUAACCUCCUCACAGCCACGACGAGUGAAACGCAGAGUCGGCAGAGCGCAAAAAUAGGAAUCGUCGAGAAAGUUCGUAGACUAUCGGCAACACACUUGUAUUCUUGAUUUUAAUUUUGUAAUCACGGCUUCUUUUCGAUGAGUCGCACAAUGAACGACAUCGAAAGCCCGGAGAAUGAUAUCUUCGGAUCCUAUUGCGCGCUCUUAGUUGCCUUCAGGACCAUGAAGGAACGCUGCCAGCAAUUACAAACACGAUUAGCAGCAGUGGAAAAGGAGAACAUGUGUCUUAGGCUUGAAUGCGGCAGAGACAUGUCCACAGCGAUCGUCAAAGAUAAGAGUGAUAGGUCUGCGGUACAAACGCUGCAGGAAAAAAUAGAGGAACUUACGAAACAAAAGUCUCAACUGUCCCAUCAUGUUUUCAUGGUAGCUGCGGAAAAUCGUCAAUUAUGGAGCAGACUAACAAGAUUGACGAAAACUAACAAAUCUUUAGGCAGUCAGUUGACAAAAAUUUCAGAUACACUUAAACAGCAUCAUGUCACACAGCCGGCUGAUAUUAUUUCAUAUAAUUUUCGUGAUACAUCUAAUAUGGACAGACAGGAUGCUAACAAGACGUACUUAUUAACUACACAUGGUGAAAGAGAGCAAAGCUUGGAAGAAAUAUCCCUCCGAUUAAUAAAUAGUAUUAUGCUAGAGAAGUCUGAUCUUGAACAGCAGUAUGCAGAGAUGGUGGAAUUGCACAAUAGUUCUGAAUUAAAUUUACAAAAUGUUGGUUUCACGUAUCCAGAAGAUUCCGACAUAGAUUCGCUGGAGCAAUUGAAGCAGCAUGAGAUUCGAUUGUCUCAAACCAAGGAUGCCUUACUUGGGCAACAAACUAGGUUAAAAAGAGCUUUGCAGAAUCUUAAAAAAAUAAGGAAUGGAGUAUGUAAUAAUUGUCGCGAGAAAGCGAAUAAAAAGAUGUGCCAAACGGGCACACAAUUCGAUUCUGAUGAUAGUUUCAAGGAACAUGGAGCUACUCAGACUAGUCUUAUGACUCCUAACAUUUCUAUGGAAAAAUGUCCUAAUCUGAACGAUAAUUUAGAUGCGGAUAUCAAUACAUGUCCGUUAUGUGGAAUUGUUUACGGAAAAUCCAUAUCGUUUGAGGAAUUUCAUCAACAUGUUUUAACCCAUAUAACCAAUGAAGUCUCUACAGAGGAUUUUGAACUUGUACAUUGAUCACAUUGUCAAAAUCAAUGUUGAAUCAUGCGAUGAUUUUCCUUCCAAUUCCAAUUUGUAUAGAAAUGAAAUUUAUGGUAAUUGGGAUCUUUAGAAAAAUAUUGAAAUAUAUAAAAUACUCCUACUAUAGUAUAAAUUACAAAACGAGACAAUACUAUGUAUUGCAAAAGUAUUUAUUUUUAUAUUAAUAAACGCAGUCGGGAAAAUGAAACUCUCAUCACA
Messenger RNA from Pogonomyrmex barbatus (red harvester ant), 1715 nucleotides. It is a transcript of the gene spn-F, whose product is annotated as C2H2-type zinc binding domain-containing protein spindle-F. The record is from RefSeq and is a predicted model, not a curated record. Lineage: Eukaryota; Metazoa; Arthropoda; Insecta; Hymenoptera; Formicidae.